AUGACUGGGAAGAAGAAGCCAGACCACACGCCAGCUUCCUCGAAGAGACCUACGAAGCAACCGCGCUUGUCUGCUCAUGCCCUCGCACGGCACAACGGCAGUGCCAUUGGGUCUGCAGGCUCGGCUGUCCCUGCGGCCUCAGUGGCCCCAUCCAGGAUGAACGCCGUGGCCAAGUGCUUGGAUUGUGACGCUGUCCCGUCGGCUACGUCGAAGUUUCCAGCUGGAGUGACUGAUGCGUGCUUGCUCCACUGGGAGCUCUACUGCGGCGGCUUCACGACCUACGGCAGCUGGAAAGAGUUCAUCUCGCAGAAGGAGAAGGAUACCACCAUCCAGCAGGCGUGGGACAACGCUGAGGAGUCGAAGAAGAGCGGCGAGAAGCAGUGGCUGCCCACGGAGGUCUUGCAGACCAGGUGCUACUCGUGCGACGUGGCGAAGAGCAUGGCGGGCCCCAGUCGGUCCCAGCUGAAGCAUAUGUUGUCCAUCUCUCCCGAGCGCAUGGGCGUCAAGAUGCAAGAUCUCGUGGACGUCAACAACACCCCGUACAAGGGGCUAUUGAUCCCGAACCCCGCGAGGCCGUUCACGGAGUUCAACUUCACCAAGCGGGUUGGCGUCGACAAGAGUACCAGAGCUAUGUCGAGUGGUGACCAGAUGUACGAGCAACAUGCCGAUGUCGUGUCUGAGUACGUCAAGGCCGAGUUGAUGAAAGAGAAAGAAGUCAAGGACGCAGCGGUCAAGAUGAGGACGUCGCCGUGGGACCUCGCCGACUUAGUCAAGAAGUCUUGCGAGGUGCGUGGGGUUCCUGUUGACCCAGUGAACUGCAGCCCCAUGGCUGCUAUGCUGAUGGGUGAGUUUGGCACCUUGUACGCUGGCGGAGAUCGGAAGACUGUCGCCUUGGCCUCUCGCGGGGCUGGACCUCAGGACGUGGCCAACUUGAACGACAAGGUCGCCAGGACUGCUAGGUCUGGCGUGGCCUGCGAAGACGCGGCGAGUGCCAUCUCUCCGAGUGCGGUGGGUAAGGGCGGCAGUGCAAGCAAGCGGGUGCCCAUUGAAGAUGGCUUGCCCGUUACCGAUGCAGAUAGAGACGACCUCGUGCAUAGGAGGAUCAGCGCCUACAGCAUCGAGAAGAUCAUGCUCAACGAGAACAUGGGCCGCGAGAGGCGUUGGUGCAGCGACUCCCGCGAUCUCUUCCAGCGCAAGGGGGACAACAGGGCCGAUGCGUUGCAAAAGCACUUGGACCUCGCGAAGCACGCCGAGAACUUGGUUGGCGGCUCCAUCUCAGAGAUGGACAUUGGCAUGCUGGAGACCACUGUGAAGGAGCUGCAGGACGGUGGUGUGUUCAUCCCAAGCUCUUACGACGCAUCUAAGUUCCUUGCUUCCAUCGUGCCCUGGGUCGGGCCAGAGAAGGUUUUUGAUGGGAACAAGCCUCAGCUUUGCCUGCUGGGCUGCUCGACCGAUGAGAAGAUCGGACAUUUCGUCUUCACUGCCGUCGUGAAGCUUGGCGAGUCUGGCAAGCAAGGCGUGAUGGAUAUCUCGGACAAGUGUCUCUCAUACUGCGCCCUCAUCGUGGAUCGGGGCGACUGCGAUGACUUCGACAAGACGGUGACGGACGUGGAGUUGACUUCGAAGGCCCUCAAAGCGCUGGUGCUCGCUACGUUCGUGCCUGGGUAUGCGGACCUGAAUCGCAUGAUUGCCCUGGCCGCCAGCAAGGACAGGAGCGGACUUCUCGGACACAUGCUGACCCAGAUGGCCAAUGUGAUCACUCGAUGCAGGACGGGAACGUUCGAGCACCUUGUCGAGCUGCUGACAGAGUCACUCGAGGAGUUCAUUCGGUCCCUGAAGAUCGCGAACCCGAACACCGCCGACGGCGACGCCUACAAGAAGCUCGUGUUGGCAGAGCAAUGCCUGAAGCAGGCGCAAGUCGUUCUACCGCAAAACAUCGAGAUUUGGGAGUCGCACAUCAGGGCUGUCGAGACAUACAUGACCUUGAUCGGUAAGGCCGACUACGCGAAUACCUUUGUCGAGGUCCUCGGGGGGAAUGCCCAGCUGGAGUCGGGGAAUCUGUCGAUGGACGCUGUGCGGAAGGUCGACCGCGCGCUGAAGGACGCCAUCCAGGCGGGCUCGGAGAUCGAGGUGCCCGCCAUGGACAAGCUCGAGAAAUUCAUUGAGGCUGACAACAACGAUGUGAGCAGCAUUAGGUAUCUCGUUGAGGUUGCCUUCGGCUACGCCAGGGAGACACCCGAUGCAACACCAGAGAGCCUCGAUCCGAUCCUGCAGCUUGCCACGGCGGUCAAGGACAUGCCCGUGACAGAGUCUCGCCAGACAUUGUCGGCUUCCCUCGACAGGUUCAUCCAUGCCAUGACGGCAUGGAGUGCUACCCUUUCCAGUUUGGCCAAGUUCGAGGCGGGCGGGCCCGACCUUGCUUCGAGGAUUUCGGCGGUGAACUCGUUCGUCGAGAUCAAAGCGCUGCUGAGUGACCGAGCUCUUCUACUUCAUCGGGUCGGCGAUGGCCCCGCUCCGUGCAAGGCCAUGGGCGCGUUCAUCGAGAUGCUGGACAAGACGGUGGGUGAUCUAAAAGCCGAGUAUCUGAAAGGCGUGACGACUGUUAUGCAGACAGCUAACGAGAAGCUCCGUGGCAGUGCCGACGGUGGACAUGGAGAUGAGCGUGCUUCCUGGACCGACAGAAUCCCAGAGGGCAAGGCCAACGACUUCGACGUGGUGCGGUCGAUCUUCACGGACGCCAUCGCGGGGAUCGACGGCAACUUAUUCUCCAUGAAGCUGAAUGCCCUCCAGAAGUCCCAGAUGGAAGUGCAAGUGGCCUACAAUCUCUUUUCAGAGUGUGUCCCAGAUGAGCUCUUCAAGGAGCCCAGUCAGACUGUGAGAUUGGCGAGUGUCACGAGGGCGACGGCUAAGGCACUGCACAGCUGGGACGCCUACUCCAAGGACCAGAACGACGUCAGGCUGAAGAGGGAGCUCCGCAAGAUCUUGAAAACAUUGACGGACCACGAGCUCGGUAACAUCGUCGGCGGUAUGCAGCCUGCUGUGCGGAAGUGGGCGUACGAGAAG
Prorocentrum cordatum is the source of this 3063-nucleotide messenger RNA. The record is from the annotation of a GenBank genome assembly. Lineage: Eukaryota; Dinophyceae; Prorocentrales; Prorocentraceae.